CAAAAGGGGAUCACCGCCUACUUCAACUUGAAGAAUACACAACGAAAACACGCCCAACACAGCCAAUCACAACAGAUUUACCGAGAUGAGUGACAGUUUGUCGAUGGAGUAUGCGAUUGCCUCGAGCUCAGAGGACGAUCUGAGCCCAAUGGCAUCGCACACAAGCGUGGCGGCCCAUGCUGGCGAUGCUGCUGCUGGCGAUGCUGCUGCCACUGUGAAGGGUAGAACAGGCACUGACGACACCAUCCACUUGAGAAUGCCGGAUUUCAACAAGAGGCCGCUGUCGGACACCCCUGCUGGGUCCACCAGCACCUCGCCGUCGGUAUCUCACGACAACUCUGAGGACGUUUCCAUGGAGAACUCGCCAGAGUUGCAACCAACGACACCAGGUGGUGUGUCAACAAAGGCCAUUGAAGAGUCACCGCUGCUGGCGGAAGGAGCUGUUUACUCCUGUGAGGCCAGCCAUAGCCAUCCGCCGCCUGUUCUGAGGCUGCCCAAGAGACGUGGAACUGCCAUCAACCUGCCAGGUGUGACAAAGUCGAUAUCAAGCGUUCAACUGCAACAGCAGUACGCUGAGAACGAGGCGGCGUCGAAGUUGGUGAUUGUGAUGGUUGGUUUGCCAGCUCGUGGUAAGUCGUACAUCACCAACAAACUCACGCGCUACCUGAACUGGUUGCAACACGAGUGCCGCGUGUUCAACGUUGGUAACACCAGAAGAAAGGAUCCACAUGUUGGACAGAGCUUUGGUCCUGCGAAGGAGCCCUUAACUGAGGGCGAUAACGCGCAAGCACACCAUGGAACUGAGCAUGAUGCUGCGUUCUUCAACCCUGAGAAUGAAGAGAGCACCAAGAUCAGAGACAAGUGGGCCAUGGAUACCUUGGACUCGCUGCUGGACUUUGUCUUGGAGGGAAAGGGCUCCGUGGGGAUCUUUGACGCUACGAAUAGCACCAAGAAGAGACGGAAACGUGUGUUGAACAAGAUACGUGAGAGGAGCUCGCUGAUCAAAGUGCUUUUCCUCGAGAGUAUAUGCUCUGACCCUGUGAUCAUCCAGAGAAACGUCCAUCUCAAGCUGAGUGGUCCUGACUAUAAAGACAUGGACCCGGCAUUGGCACUCAAGGACUUCACGGAAAGACUGCACAACUACGAAAAGGCGUACGAGACGUUAGAGGAUGAUGAGGACUUACAAUACAUCAAGAUGAUCGAUGUUGGCAAGAAAGUGGUGGCGUAUAACAUACAAGGGUUUCUGGCAUCCCAGGCGAUUUACUACCUUUUGAACUUCAACUUGAGCGAGCGCCAGAUCUGGAUUACAAGACACGGUGAAAGUGUCGAUAAUGUUAAGGGACGUAUCGGUGGUGAUGCGCCUCUAACUCCUCGUGGUGAGAGAUUCUCCAAGGCUCUGGCCAAAUUCAUCCAGCACGAACGUGUCAGGUUUAGACAGGAUCAAGUUAAGAGAUACACCGAGAUGAUUUCCAAGGGAGAGUUUGAUUCCAUGCCAGCGGAACCGGAGUUCAACGUCUGGUCAAGUAUGCUCAUGAGAGCUAUUCAGACUGCAGACCACUUCCCAGAGGAUCAGUUCGAUAUCAGAGAGAUUAGAAUGUUGAACGAGCUGUGUGCCGGUACCUGUGAAGGAAUGACCUAUGAAGAAAUCCAGAACAAGUAUCCACAGGAGUACAACGCUCGUAUCAAGGAUAAGCUGAGAUACAGGUACCCGGGUAUCGGUGGUGAAUCGUACAUGGAUGUUAUCAAUAGGGUUAGACCGGUUAUUAACGAGGUGGAGCGUACCACUGACCAUGUUCUUCUUAUAACCCAUCGUGUCGUUGCCCGUGUCCUGCUUGGCUAUUUCAUGAACCUCAACAGAGAUGCAAUCACCUCUUUGGACAUACCACUUCAUUGCAUCUACCUACUGGAACCAAAGCCAUAUGGUGUGGAAUGGUCCAUGUACGAGUAUGACGAACAAAAGGACUGGUUCUAUAAAGUUUCAGAAGACCAGAUGCACAAGAAGAGAGUCAAAGAAGUCGGUGUUGCCUUCCGUGAGCGUAAGUACUCUGUGGUGCCUACUGCCCCACCACGACUCGGUUCUCAUUCCAGCUCAUCUGGCUCCCCUCUGGUUAGUUCUAUAAGAUCACUAAGCCACUCUGAAUCGCUCAAGAAGGCAAGGGGUAUUUCUGAGCGGGUUCCGAUCCCUGAUAGAGGUCCUAUCCCGGACAGAGUCCCUGCUUCUAGCCAACAGCAACAAGUUGCACACCUUGAAGCGUAUAAGCUGAGUGAAAAGUUAUCCAAAUUGAAGGCUUCUGAGUCGAGAUGAUUACUGGUUUUGUCUCUUCUACCGUGAUGUUCGCUUUAAACCAUAC
Williopsis jadinii is the source of this 2351-nucleotide messenger RNA. Its product is annotated as 6-phosphofructo-2-kinase/fructose-2,6-bisphosphatase. The coding region runs from base 86 to 2305 and encodes 739 amino acids. Lineage: Eukaryota; Fungi; Ascomycota; Saccharomycetes; Phaffomycetales; Wickerhamomycetaceae. Gene Ontology annotation, cellular component: cytosol. The transcript has a single exon. Gene Ontology annotation, biological process: fructose 2,6-bisphosphate metabolic process; fructose metabolic process. The record is from RefSeq and is a predicted model, not a curated record. Gene Ontology annotation, molecular function: 6-phosphofructo-2-kinase activity; ATP binding.